UCAAUAAAAAAAAUCUACAUAUUCAACUUUUUUAGUUACCAAAGUAUAAGAAAAUAUAACCAAUUUUUUUCUUUAUUUUAUGGCCAUAACAUGAAUCUCAUCCAUCCACAAUCCAUAUCUCAACACUCCCUACCAUGUCUCUUACAUCACUUCCAACUUUUCCAUCUCUUAAGACACAUCAUUCACUUCAACCAAAUUUACCUGUUACACCCUCAAAGUUUGGUACAAGUUUGGUUUAUAGUGAUGCAUCAAUCACUUUUGCAGCAACAGAAGCAGUUACAUUAGUCAAUACUGUUGUUGUGGAUUCAGCUAGAAAUACUGUAGCUGUUGGAGUUGAAAAUGGGGUGGUGAGAGAAAAAUUCAUAGGAAGUGAUGAUAUGAGGAGGAAGAGGAGGAGAAAAAGAAGAAAAAAUUUGGGAUAUGUUAUGGAAGAAGAGAGUAUACAGAAUAAUUUCUUAUGGCAGAAACAUGUUGUUGGGUCUGUGACAUCAGGGUUUUUGAGUUCAAUAGAAGAGGCUGAGCUUUGUUUAUGUCUCAAGGAGGGGGCAAGAAUCGAAGCUGCUAAGCAAAGAAUGACAGAACAUGAAGGGAAUUCUGCGAUUUCAAGGAGGUUUGCUCUUGGUAAUACAAGUAUAGAAGAAGUGAUGAUUACUACAAGAGAAUCAAAAGAAAGAUUGGCUCGUGAAUAUCGCGGUUUAGUUGCAUCGAUUGCAGGUCGUUAUCAAGGCAACGGAUUACACAUUGAAGACCUCAUCCAGGAAGGAACCAUUGGACUUCUUCAUGGAGCAGAGAAAUUUGAUCCAAAUAGAGGGUGUAAGCUGUCUACUUAUGUUUACUGGUGGAUUAAACAAGCCAUCAUUAAAGCUUUGGCCAAGAAAUCCAGAUUAAUCAGAUUACCGGGAGAAAAGUAUGGAAUGGUUGCAAAAAUUUCAGAGGCUAACAAUGUCUUGAGAAAAAGACUGAGGCGGAAGCCAACAUACGAUGAAUUGGCCGAGGUUCUCAAUGUGAAUGUUUCAACUGUAACACUUGUUUCUGAAAGGAGCAGACAACCAAUUUCAUUGGACAAAACUGUAACUGAUUAUGGCAACUUAACAUUUAAGGAGAUUAUACCAGGGCCAGUUGAAAUGACUCCGGAGAAGAUGGUUGAAAAACAGCUAAUAAAGCAAGGGGUUGCGAAGCUUCUUAACAAACUUAACAAGAGAGAAGAAAAGAUUGUAAGAUUAUAUUUUGGCCUAGAUGGAGAUACCCCUCUGUCCUUUGAGGAGAUAGGAAAGGUGUUGAAAUUGUCAAGGGAGAGAAUCAGACAAAUUUAUGGCAUUGCAUUGUCAAAAUUGCAACAAACUACUUUUGUAGAUAGUCUAAAGUUUUAUGUUGUAUAGAAAAAUCAUUUUGUUGAUUAAGAAACACAUUGUAUAGGCUAUGAAUAGACUAAAUCAUGGAUAUAUAACCGCGAUUCUACCAUACUUAUUGCGAACUCAAACAUGUACUCAAUGUCUUAAUAUUUUGGGCGGAGAUGUGGUGUCAAGGUGUGGUCCUGACGAUUAGUAUGUCAUUGCUCUUAGUACUACAUUGACUUCUCAACAAAUGUGAAAAUAAAACUUAAAUAACAUAUACAUAUGUGAAUUGAUGUAA
Trifolium pratense (red clover) is the source of this 1632-nucleotide messenger RNA. Its product is annotated as RNA polymerase sigma factor sigD, chloroplastic. The record is from RefSeq and is a predicted model, not a curated record. The coding region runs from base 135 to 1379 and encodes 414 amino acids. Gene Ontology annotation, biological process: regulation of DNA-templated transcription; DNA-templated transcription initiation. Gene Ontology annotation, molecular function: DNA-binding transcription factor activity. The transcript has 5 exons. Lineage: Eukaryota; Viridiplantae; Streptophyta; Magnoliopsida; Fabales; Fabaceae.